UUACAGCGAGGACGACCUGACUGAGGGAGCCACCUGUGAGCCCCGACAUGGACAGCAGGGCGUGGGCUGCCUACAUCCUCUGCUUGCUGAGUCCAUUACCAAUUGUAUUGGGCCACGUGCACCCAGAGUGCGACUUCAUCACCCAGUUGAGAAAGGAUGAGAGGUUGUGUCUACAAGCAGCAGAAGCGGUGCCCAACACCACUCUGGGCUGCCCUAGGACCUGGGAUGGACUGCUGUGCUGGCCAAUGGUAGGCUCUGGCGAGUGGGUGACUCUCCCCUGCCCAGAUUUCUUCUCUCACUUCAGCUCAGAGCCAGGGGCUGUGAAGCGGGAUUGCACUAUCACUGGCUGGUCUGAGCCCUUUCCACCUUACCCUGUGGCCUGCCCUGUGCCCCUAGAGCUGCUGACCGAGGAGAAAUCCUACUUCUCCGCAGUGAAGAUCAUCUAUACCCUGGGCCAUAGCAUCUCGGCCGUGACCCUCUUCGUGGCCAUCGCCAUCCUGCUGGCUCUCAGGAGGCUCCACUGUCCCAGGAACUACAUUCACACCCAGCUGUUUGCCACUUUUAUCCUCAAGGCGGGAGCAGUGUUCCUGAAGGACGCCACCCUGUUCCACAGCGAGAACACGGAUCACUGCAGCUUCUCCACUGUUCUGUGCAAGGUGUCCGUGGCCACCGCCCAUUUUGCCACCAUGACCAACUUCAGCUGGCUGUUGGUGGAAGCUGUGUACCUGACCUGCCUCCUAGCCUCCAAGUCGCCCAGCACAAGGAGGGCCUUCUGGUGGCUGGUUCUUGCUGGCUGGGGGCUCCCCCUGCUCUUCACUGGCAUGUGGGUGUGUUGCAAGGUGGCCUUUGAGGAUGUUGCGUGCUGGGACCUGGAUGACAGCUCUCCUUACUGGUGGAUCAUCAAGGGACCCAUCGUCCUCUCUGUUGGGGUGAACUUUGGGCUUUUCCUCAAUAUUAUCCGCAUCCUGCUGAGGAAACUGGAGCCAGCUCAGGGCAGCCUCCACCCCCAGUCUCAGUACCGGCGUCUCUCUAAGUCAACACUUCUCCUCAUCCCGCUGUUUGGAAUUCACUAUGUCAUCUUCAACUUUCUGCCCGACAGUGCCGGCCUGGGCAUCCGCCUCCCCCUGGAAUUAGGACUGGGCUCUUUCCAGGGCUUCAUCGUUGCCAUCUUGUAUUGCUUCCUCAACCAAGAGGUGAGGACUGAGAUCUCACGGAGGUGGCAUGGCCAUGAUCCUGAGCUGCUGCCAGCCCGGAGGGCCUUCACCAAGUGGACGAUGCCUUCCCGCUCUGGGGUGAAGGUGUUGACAUCUGUAUGCUAGGCUGGCCACAUCACAUGACUGGGGUCCACACCUGAACUCGGGCAGCUACAAUAGCCCCCCUCCCCCCUCUGUAGAAGCAAGAGACCAGUGCCCCCGAGAGCCCUUGGGCCAUGUCCCCACACCAGCUGCGCCCUGGGCAGGGGUAACCCUCUUACCUUGUCCUACACCUGACCCUAGGUCUCUGUGUUUCUACCUCUGACCUCCUUGGUUCCUCCGUCUCCAUUCUCCUCCAAUUCCUUCCGCUAGAGUCUGGGCCAUAACCCAAGG
Molecule: messenger RNA, 1586 nt
Organism: Lynx canadensis (Canada lynx)
Lineage: Eukaryota; Metazoa; Chordata; Mammalia; Carnivora; Felidae
Gene: GHRHR
Product: growth hormone releasing hormone receptor
Exons: 13
Coding region: 48-1319 (423 amino acids)
Biological process (GO): cell surface receptor signaling pathway; positive regulation of cell population proliferation; adenylate cyclase-activating G protein-coupled receptor signaling pathway
Cellular component (GO): plasma membrane
Molecular function (GO): G protein-coupled peptide receptor activity; growth factor binding; peptide hormone binding
Source: RefSeq, a predicted model, not a curated record